This is a messenger RNA of Esox lucius (northern pike), 5806 nucleotides long. RefSeq names its product neurotrypsin. Gene Ontology annotation, biological process: proteolysis. Gene Ontology annotation, molecular function: serine-type endopeptidase activity. Gene Ontology annotation, cellular component: membrane. Lineage: Eukaryota; Metazoa; Chordata; Actinopteri; Esociformes; Esocidae. The record is from RefSeq and is a predicted model, not a curated record. The transcript is spliced from 14 exons. The coding region runs from base 327 to 2834 and encodes 835 amino acids.
GGGCAAGAGAGGCGGCUGCGUGUUCCUUUCAGCGGUGUCUCCUUUCAGGGACACUUCCUCCUGAGGGGGUUCGUCAUAUAUAGUCUAGGCUUGGUACACAGCUGUUACCCCAUAUUGUGUAAUGUCAUAUACGAGUUACAACAAUUAUUUUCAUAUUUUUCCAGACACAGAAAUACCGACCGCAUUGGCUUUAUUGUUGCCAGCCGCGCCUAACUUUGGACUUGCCCGGGCUUUAUCCCGGUUAGUGUCGCUUGCAUUUGAAGGCUGUCUUUUUGCUUUGGAUAUGGGUGACAUCUCAACUCGCGAGCUAUGACACAUGUAACAGGAUGGACAAGGAAGCUUUAAAGGGACUCUACUCACUCUCAAUUACUUUGUGUUUUUUGGUUUCAGUUAUUGGUGAGGUCAUCUCUCAAGACGGCUACCUAAAUACUGUGCAGAGUGCAGCUCCUCUGUCCUGCUCUGAGGGCUUCACUGAGCUGGGCUACUACAAUGGGUCUGUGUCCCAGACAGACUCUGGAUCACCCUGCUUGAAAUGGACAGAGUUCCCAGACUACGUCCUGCAGUACCCGGGUCGGGGCCUGGGCAACCACAGCUACUGCCGCAACCCCGACCGCGAGUCCAACCCCUGGUGCUUCUUCCGUCAGAGCUCUGGAGCCAUCGGCUGGGCCUACUGCGACUGUCACCAGGGAGCUGCCAGAUUGGUAGGUGGUUCCUCCCCUCGUAGCGGGCGUCUGGAGUUGUACCUAAAUGGCCAGUGGGGGGCGGUAUGUGACACACACUGGACCGACCGGGAUGCCAGUGUGGUAUGCAAACAGAUGGGACUGGGGGAGAUCGGCACAGCUCUCCAGCACUCUUACUUCGGACCCGGCUCUGGACUCUUCCACUAUGAACGCCUCGGCUGCCGCGGCAACGAAAACUCUGUGCUGGAGUGCAGGAGCCGGAAGUUUAUUACCAGUGACUGUAACCAUGGCAACGAAGCGGGGGUGGUGUGUUCUGCCCCUGAAGGCAAUGGCGCCCCCAUAAGGUUGGUAGGUGGACUGGAGGACUUUGAGGGUCGUGUGGAGGUGUACCAUGACAGGAGGUGGGGCACCAUCUGUGAUGACCAAUGGGAUGAUGUCGAUGCUGAGGUGGUCUGUCGACAGUUGGGCCUUGGAGGGGUACCAAAGGCAUGGACCUGGGCCCACUUUGGCCAGGGCUCUGGGCCCAUCCAUCUGGACGGGGUGCAGUGUACAGGCAAUGAGCUCUCCCUGGAGGAAUGUCCCCACAACCACUGGCAACAACACAACUGUGACCACAUGGAGGACGCCGGCGUGUCCUGUAACCCUUAUACAGACGGUGUAGUGAGGCUGGUAGGGUCCGACAGUCCCUGGGAAGGCCGGCUGGAGGUGUACCACUCCGGAGACUGGGGUACGGUCUGUGACGACGACUGGACCGAGCAACACGCGCAGGUCAUUUGUAGACAGCUGGGAUUCAGAGGGCGCGCGGAGGUGGCAUCAGACGGACAGUACGGGGAGGGCACGGGGCUGAUCCUGUUAGAUGAAGUGAAGUGUAAUGGCACGGAGGACACCCUGCUGGCCUGCAGACAUGCAGAGUGGGGGCGCCAUGACUGCUCCCACAGCGAGGAUGUAGGUGUGCGCUGUGAAAGGGGGGGUGAAACCAACAGGAUUACAGGGCUCCCACGCAUCGCAGGCCCUCUGGUGCGACUGGUAGACGGAGAGAGCCGGAAGGAGGGGCGCGUGGAGGUGUUUCUGAACGGCCAGUGGGGAAGCGUGUGUGACGACGGCUGGAAUGACGUCAACGCUGCUGUGGUCUGCAGGCAUCUGGGAUUUGUCGGGGUGUCGAAGGCCCGCUCCAUGGCCUAUUUCGGAGAGGGCCAGGGACCCAUACACCUGGACAAUGUCAGGUGCACGGGGGCUGAGGCUUCCCUGGGGGAGUGUCCGGCCGUGGGAGAAGACGCCCACGACUGCAGGCACAGUGAAGACGCGGGGGUCAUCUGCGAUUACGUCCCUGACCCGUCGGGGGACGGCGCCAGGCUGACGCAGACCUGCGGCAUGAGGGCCAACACGCAGCGACGCCGGAGAAGGAUCAUUGGUGGGGACAAGUCCAUCAGGGGGGACUGGCCCUGGCAGGUGUCUCUGUGGCUCAAGUCCCAGUCCAAAGGGAACCACCCCCUGUGUGGAGCCACACUCAUCAACUCCUGCUGGAUCCUGACCGCUGCACACUGCUUCAAGAGGUUUGGCAAGGACCCAUCUCGCUAUCUGGUGCGUCUGGGCGACUACCACACGGAGGAGAGGGACGACUUUGAGCGCAGCCUGUCCCCAGAGCGCAUUGUCAUCCAUAGGAGGUACCACAGCCAGGGCUGGGAGUAUGACAUCGCCCUGCUCAGGUUGAGAGGCACUGAGGGAAACUGUGUGGCAUUCAACCCUCACACCAACGCGGCCUGCCUCCCAGCACCUGGAAACAAGUCGGCCAAGAGGCCUUCUGCCUGCGUCAUCACCGGGUGGGGAAUUACAGACUCGGAGUACUCCCGUACCCUGCUGCAGGCCUGGGUCCCCCUGUUGCCUUCGUGGAAGUGCAAGAAGCGCUACGGCGAACGCUACACCAGCCGCAUGCUGUGCGCAGGCAGCCUCUCGGACCGGCGCCGCGUCGACAGUUGCCAGGGCGACAGCGGUGGGCCCCUGGUGUGUCAGGGGGAGGGGGGCCGCUGGGCACUGACGGGGGUCAUUUCCUGGGGUCAUGGCUGCGGUGACCCCUCGUUCCCCGGGGUGUACACGCGGGUCAGCAGGUUCCUGCGCUGGAUUGACCAGGUCAUCAACAGCCCUCCCAUGAUCUGAUGCUGCUGCGGUACCAUUGGAGAUGCCCCAGGGUCAUCAGAAGACCUCCAGGUUUCAGGGGCCAGUUACAGAAGGUCAUCGCUCUAUGGCUUCAGCUCUUAGUAUCACCCAUGAAGUGGCUCUUAACACAGAGGGCUUUUAAUUAGUUGCUGUCAUUGCCUACACUUGGAGAAGCUUGCAAAUGGCUUUGAGCAUUCUUGAUUGUGUGGAACAACAAAUCUGAUGAGACCAUGUAAAGCACCGAUGGUUCAGUCAUGAGAACCAGACUGAAUAGGUCAAUGACAUUGCAGUAGAAUGGCAUGCCAUAAUAUCACACAGCGCCACCUGUGAAAGGCUAACUAAUGGUACCAUUGGGAGGAGGUCUUGUCCAGAGCGUUAGGCGGAGGGUAAUCAAGGUACAAUGUUGUAGAUGUACAGUACCUAGAGACAUAGCUUUAAAUGAAUAUUGUGUCAAGAACAUUCCAGUCGUGCAUGCAAUCUAAUUUAUUCCUGUAUUCAUCUGCUUUUCUCUUGAUUGCAACAACUGGUCAAAAUGGUCAAUGUACAGGUGGCUGUCUUAGACCAGGGUUUUUUAAACUGGGGCUCACAGACCACCGGGGAUCCGGAAGAGGCUUGCAGUUUUUUCUGUUUUUUUUUUACUAAUUUAUUCUUCAUUAAAUUCGGUGUUUGUUUACCGGUCAUCCUGUACACCAAUGAUUGUCAAGGCUAACUGCCAUGUAGGGAGUGUAUCCCAAUGUCAAGGAGCUCCUGGGGAUAGUGGCUUAAAUAUAGUAUUUAACUGUCUAUCUGUCUGCCUUCCUGUUUGUCUAUCCACAGCAUCUGUCUAUCACUUUCUCAUAUGUGCUGCACUGUGCAUCCAUGCUUUCUGUAUUGUGUUUUGUGAAGCCAGAGGGUGUGUGUGUACUGCUUACAAGUUGUUCGAGGAUCAUCUCAGUUCUAGACCAUAUCUUUGUGUUAUUGUCCAAGUUGAUGGGUAAUUGCCAAAUUCUAUCAUCAUUCUUUUUUUUUGACGCACAUCAGCAAUCUUAGACUUACAAAUGUUCAAUUUCUUUUCCAUGUUUAAUCUUUACCUGGUCACAUUCCACUCUAAUUUCAGAAUACAUAUCCACUGUAACCUUGUUUAAAUGUGCAAUAGCUGGGUCGGGGCUAAUAAAAUAUACUUGAAAAGUACAGAGUGGCCUAGGUUGGACCACUCUCCCUUCAGAUAAAGCAUAAAAUGCCAGAUAAAAAAGUAAGAACAGAGAGGGACAAACACUGGGUAUGCUCCCAAUUUCCCACCUUUGUUGGACAACGUUUAGAUACAACACAGAGCUUCAUGUGAUUAUUAAUACAGAAUUCCAACUAUCUGGCAGUUUAGAAGACCCUUUGAUUCAGUACUUACCUCUAUUCCAAAAGGAACAAAACAAAUUCUUAAUUACUCACUAAUACCACCCGUACAGUUGCUGGAGGGCUUCAUUUAAUGUUUACACUAAAUGAUUAAACCUAAUGUGUUAUUUUGCUUUUAGUCUCUUGACUACAUGCUUUUGGUUGUUACUCAAUGGUACAACUACCAAGUUAUCUGUUUUGUGACUGUCAAUUGUGCAAAAUAAAGCUGCUUUCUAGACUAGAAAUUCUGUUAAUGAUGAAAAUAAAUGUGUAUACAUGUGAGGUAGUUGUUUUGGAUUAAACAUUUACUACAAGGUUAAAGUGUAUAUUUGUCAGAUUUUACUUGUGUUCAUACUGAAUGGCCAACACCUUAUAAAGAGGCAAAAGACUUGGGACAUAUUAAUUAUGUCCAAAAUAAGCACUUAUGUUUCUUAUUUGGUCCUAUAUCCUUUGCAUGCUUAAACUGCUGGAAGUCUGACAGAAAUGCUUUUAAUCCUAAAAUUGCCUUGGCUAUUCAAGAACUUUCCACUUCCUUUGACCCUGGAAGACUCACCUUUUUGCUAUUGCAGUGGUUGGGUUCAUUGUCUUGCAAUAGGUUGAAGUUUAAUGAGUAUGGUGCCAUUUGCUUGUACUUAAGCAGACAAUAUUUUUCUGUACAUUUCUGAACUUAUUCUUUGGCUUCCGUCAGGAGUUACAUCAUUAAUGAAGACAAGUGAGCCAGUUCCAGUGGCAGCCAUACAGUUCCAAAUCAUAACUCCCCACCAUAUUUCACAGAUAAGGUGCUAUGCUAUAGACCUUGGACAGUUUUUUCUCUCCAGACUUUCUUCUUGUUGUCACUGUUAAUCUUUUUCUCAUCUGUCCAUGAUGCCGUUUAUAUAACUUGGUCACUUUUAGCUAUGUUUUAAAAUAGUCAAAUUGACUAGUCAUCCUAUUUGGAACCUAACUAGUCGCUUGCAGCUUACAGUUUAGCGUUUAUUUUGGUUUUGGUUGUUUAUGAUUUUCAAGCCUCUAAGUUUUCCUGACUUUAUUGACACCUCUUUGGUCCUAAUGCUGACAGACAACAAACAAACCUGACUAACCAGUAACACCUAUCAAAAGUUGUCCCAAGACUUCUGGUAGCCUAAAAUGUGAAUACUUUGUGUAAAACUUGUUGUCCUUUGUAAAUGGUGGAACGUUUAUGUACCAAAGUACCUCAAGUAAGUGCUGAAAAUGUAUAUUUUAACCUGAUAGCAAUUGUUUGAUUUCAAAUCCAAAUACAUCUUGUAUAGAGCCAAAAGUAGAUAAAUAAUAAUAAUAAUUGGCAGGGCACUGUAUGUAAUAUUUCAAAUGGACUUCCAGGUUUUUUUUUUAUUGAUGAGUGAAGUAAAAAAUUUAAUUUCAUAAUGUGACCUAAUUUAAAAUACAACAGUAUGCCAAGUUAAAAAUAUUCUUCAGAAUUUCAAUCCUGCCAAAACAUUUUAGUGAGAAAUAUAUGCUAAAAAUGCUAUAUGUCUACUGUACACGCCUUGGUUCAUAAAUAUCCUGUAACAACCCUGUAUAUAGUACCGUGAAUGUUAAUGUAAAUAUAUCAUGUGUUUUAAAUGGUGUCAUUAAAUAUCUGUAUCACA